Molecule: messenger RNA, 2818 nt
Organism: Malaclemys terrapin pileata
Lineage: Eukaryota; Metazoa; Chordata; Testudines; Emydidae
Product: ficolin-2-like
Exons: 10
Coding region: 103-1053 (316 amino acids)
Source: RefSeq, a predicted model, not a curated record
CCUCUUGAACCAAAUCUAACUUUUCUGAAGUUUGAGUGAAUUUCCUGGUUUCAUCCAAGACCAGAAGCCAUAUUAAUACGACACCACAAGAAAACCUAUUUCAUGGGAGAUUCUGACUUGGCCCAAAUCAAAGUGAGGAUAGUGGGACUCAGUGGUUCCGAUAAACUCGCCGUUCUCCAAGGAUGCCCUGGCAUGGCUGGUGCCGCAGGACCCAAAGGUGACCCAGGAGCUGCAGGACUGAAAGGUGUUCAGGGAACACAGGGAAUCCCUGGGAAGGCAGGACCACAGGGGCUGAAAGGGGACAGAGGUGUUGCUGGUCCCCCAGGUCCAAAAGGUGAUAAAGGAUUUCCUGGAGCACCUGGAACACUAGGAGAGCGAGAGCUGGACAGCGUACAGUGUAAGAAAGGAGCAAAAAACUGCAAGGAGUUGUUAGCUAGAGGGAACACCCUGAGUGGCUGGUACACCAUCUACCCGCAUGACUGUAAUGCCAUGACCGUGCUGUGUGACAUGGACACCGAUGGUGGGGGAUGGAUUGUUUUCCAAAAACGGGUAGAUGGUUCCGUGGAUUUUUUCCGUGACUGGGGUUCAUACAAGAGAGGUUUCGGCAGCCGGCUGUCAGAAUUCUGGCUGGGGAAUGACAAUAUCCACCUGCUGACAUCCCUUGGAAACCAUGAACUCCACAUUGACCUCAAAGACUUUGAAAACAACACGCAGUUUGCCAAGUACAAGUCAUUCAAGAUUGCAGGAGAGACGGAGAAAUACAAACUGGUUCUUGGAGACUUUCUUGGAGGCACUGCAGGUGAUUCACUAACCUCGCACAAGGACAUGCCGUUUUCAACCAGAGACCAUGACAACGACCUGGGCUCAAACGCUCGAAACUGUGCUGCAAUCUACAAGGGGGGCUGGUGGUAUAAGGACUGUCAUUGGUCCAACCUGAAUGGGUUGUACUUGGCUGGUGCCCACGCCAGCUUUGCAGAUGGGGUGAACUGGAGGACGGGCAAAGGAUAUAAUUAUUCCUACAAACAAUCAGAAAUGAAAUUUAGGCCUGUCUAGCUCAGCCAGCAGGCACACAAUGAAAGAGAACUGCUCUCUGGUUCUUGCCUAUAACAGAUUUCGGGCAGCUGUAUUUUCCUGGCAUUGCCUUCUCCUUUCUCCCUCCAACGCCUGGGUCCUAAGUGUGGCUAAUGCUCGGAUCUUCACUGUGGUACCACUGAUUUCACCUGUUUCCUCGGCUUCCACCUGUGACGGCCUUCGCUGCCCAACUAACAGAGCUGCUUCACGUGCUACAGGGCUCAUGGCUGGGGAUAGGAGCCAAAGUGGCUCCCUCUUUCUAGGCACUAAGUAGCGACAAGCUUAAUCUCCACUGAGUCGGGCUUAGAAGCCUGCUCAUGUCGUUAAGGGACUGGGUUGGGACUCCAGAGAUGGGGGUUCAGGUAUUGCUUCUGCAAUCCAUUUCCGGUGUCAUCUUUGGCAAGUAACGUAGGAGACGACUACACCGCAGCUGGGAGGUGUAAUUCCCAGCAUGGGUAGACGUACAUGCACUAGCUCUGAUCAGCAGCAGUUGGGCCGCGACACCUUGGGCGAGCCACCUGAGGGCAUGCCUGGGAUCUUCGACAGGCUUGGGUCCGCUCAAAAGCGUGUCUCUCUCACCAACACAAGUUGGUUCACUAAAAGCGAUUUAAAUUUAAAUUAAUGGAGAUAUCUUAUCUCCUAGAAUUGGAAGGGACCCCAAAAGGUCAUCCAGCCCCCUGCCUUCACUAACAGGACCAAAGUACUGAUUUUGCCCCAGAUUCCUAAGUGGCCCCCUCAAGGAUUGAACUCACAACCCUGGGAUUAGUAGGCCAAUACUCAAACCAAUUAGCUACCCAUUCCCUCACCCACCUGGUCUCUCUAGGAUUGUACUCAGGCAGCUUGCCUGAGCCUCUGCUCACAUCACUGCGGCCACACUAGUGCACUAGCUCGAUCAGAGCUGCAGCGCUGUCGUCUCCCGGAGUUGGGAAGUGCACCUCCGGCUCCAGUGCAGACCUACCUUUAACCUCUCUGUAACACGGGGACUGGACUCCUUCCAUUCACCACCCUUUGUCUGUGUAGUUCGCAAGCUCUUUGGGGCACAAACUUUCCAUGUGUGUUUGUACAGCACUUAGUGCCAGGGCGGGAGGGCGGGUAUUCCACAUCCCAUUGUGAUGCAAAUAAUAAUGGGAGUCCUUAGACUUCUCUCAAACCCAGACCCACACCUUCCUCUGCCUUCUCCCCCUACCACUGGGGAGACAGGGCCCUUAGAUGCUGGCCUAUCACUUCUCUUCUAAAUAAGCAUUUGCCAAGUGCAUGUCUGGGGAGUAGAGUCUUCUCUGCAGGAGAAAAGAGGCUGUAAAAUAAUGAUUGUUCUAGCUAUGUAUUGGAGCACCCCGUCACUAUGGGAUCCAAGCCUUUCCAGCUACCCCCAGGUUUAACUUGGUUAGUAUUUUCCAGCAUUAAUCCUCUCACAGAUCACAGCUGAGUUGAGUCUCUGCUCUGGGAGCAGCUCUCUGAGCACUUUGCUAGCGUUUCCGGCUCCUGCUGAUGUUGGCUCUGGUUCCAUCCAGACCCCUCUGGAGCAUGGCAUGGUUUGUACAGACUCGCUUGCCUGGAGGCUGCUGCCCCACUGAGUGACAGCUGUGACUUAGGGCUGCUUCGUUCCCAGGACGUUUCUUCAUGUUCAUCCAAAGCCACAGAAGCCAUCGCUGUGUUGUGGGAAACGGAGCUGUGACCGCAGGGAGUGAGAACAAUGGAAAUUCCUACCACCCUGACUGUGCCAUAUCGCUGCUCAUUUUAAACUCUA